AUGCUUGUAGCUUUUUAUGAGAAAACCAACAAAGAGGAAGCUUUUAUAUAUGCAUUAACAAAAGAUUUACCAACAUUUAUUUAUGAAUUUCUUAAACUGGGUAUUGAUCCAAGUGAAAUAUUCUUUCCAAAUGAUAAAUUCUUGAACGGACGAGCUCGAUAUGACAAAUUUAUUUCAUCAUUAUAUAAAGAUGAAGCAGUAAAUAGUGAUACAACUCAUUUACGUUGGUUUUUGGAAUCCCAUUCUGAUCUUAUUGAAAAACAUAUUCAUACAAUUUAUGAUCUUAAUGCUGUCCUUAGUACACUUAUUGGUGAUUAUAUGAACAAACUAUAUUUUAAUAACGAGAAACAUGAGAAUACAUAUCGACUAUCAUGGAGUUUAGAUGAGAAAAAUAUUGAACAAAAUCAAAUAAAUAUUCCAAUUAUUGGAUCUCAAGAUGAUCUUCAAGAUAGAGAAAAUAGACAAGGAAUUCAAGAUUAUAUAAUGCGAGAUUUAUUCGUAUGGUCAAUACUUAUGAAUCAUAUUGAUAUGGCUAAAGUUCUUUUAUCUUAUGUUAAAUAUCGUAUAUGUGCUGCAUUGAUUGCUACAAAAAUUUUAAAAGAAUAUUAUUCUAAAGCAACACAUGGUGAAUUAAAAGAUAGUUAUAUGAAAAAUGCUAAUUAUUUUCAACAAUAUGCUAUUGAUUGUAUAACACAAUGUGAAAAAAAUGAUCCAGAUCAAGCAUGUCAAAUUGUUUUACAACGUAUUGAACUUUAUGGAAAUGUUACUUGUCUUCAAGUUGCUGCUGAUGCAAACGAUAAAUUAUUUAUUGCAACACCAUGUUGUGUUCAAGCUAUGAAUAAUAUUUGGUAUGAUAAAAUUUAUCCAGAGCAAUCAAGAAACCGAAAUAGAAUUUCUAUGGUUAUUGGCUUUUUUUCACUUGGUCUUUUGGCUCCAUUUGUUGUCAAUUAUCGCAGUGGCCGACGGGAAUCCAAAGACGAAUCUCUUCAUCGAUCUUUACAACCCUAUGGUAUAACUUAUUCUGAUCCAUAUCCACUUGAAUAUCCUCGUUAUACUAAAAUUCUACCGAUUAAUCGGUAUAUGCAUCGAGUGAGAAAUUUUCAUCAAGCUUUACGAAUAAAAUAUUGGUAUCAUUGUGUAUUUUAUUGUUUUUUUCUUUUACUUUUUUCUUAUACGCUUUUAUUUAAAUUUGAACGACCAACGAAUGAAAUUCCAUCAAUUUAUUGGACUGAAAUUGUCACAAUUAUUUUUGUUUCAUGUAUGUUAAUUGAAGAAAUUCAUUAUUUCGCCUGUCUAGAUAAUUUAUCUUUACCAGGAAAAUGUUUUAGUUAUUUUCGUAAUUUAUUUAAAAUGCUGACCAUUAGUGGAUUUGUUCUAUUCUAUAUUGGAUUAAUUCUAAGAUUUACACGUGCAAACACAGAUGAUCAAUUUAUUGCAGCUAGAGUGAUAAUGGCUAUUGAUCUAGAAAUUUGGUGGCUUCGUUCUCUAUCAUUUAUUAUUGUUAUACGAUUUCUUGGACCACAUAUUGUAGCUAUUGG
This is a messenger RNA of Rotaria sordida, 1538 nucleotides long. Lineage: Eukaryota; Metazoa; Rotifera; Eurotatoria; Philodinida; Philodinidae. The record is from the annotation of a GenBank genome assembly.